This is a messenger RNA of Ophidiomyces ophidiicola, 2412 nucleotides long. RefSeq lists its product as uncharacterized. NCBI's taxonomy places the organism in Eukaryota, Fungi, Ascomycota, Eurotiomycetes, Onygenales, Onygenaceae. Bases 1 to 2412 code for a protein of 803 amino acids. The record is from RefSeq and is a predicted model, not a curated record. The transcript has 3 exons.
AUGGCCAUAAUACGGUAUCAACUUGAAGAGCUUUUGCAGCUUCGCGAUUCGCCCUUGGUAGCUAGGCCGGAUAGCCUGCCACCUAUUGAAGAAUGGAUGGGCCCUAUCCCAGACCCCACGACCCAGAGGAAAAGCACCAGAGACCAACCAACUCAACCAGAAACAAAUCACCAACGACGGUCCAGUCUUUUUGAAGCACGUCACAUCUCGCGGGCCUCCGGUUCAGAAAAUCUUGUUCUCGGCCCCCCGAAAACGUCAUUUGCAUCUGCUACUAGAAACUCGGGCAAAACAGUGGAAACCACAGAUAAAUCCCUGCCAAAAACCAAUGGCCAAGAUGACCCGAAACAAGACCGCUAUGGCGGCCUUCGUGAGAAAUUUUUUAAGGAGAGGGAGUACGGCGAUAAGGAUAGGGAUUUCGACAGAAGAGAUACUCGAGCGCUUCAGGCCAAUGGCCGUCGAAUAACCCGGGAGGACCGAGAAGAUUGGAACGGUAGACAACGACGUAAUUUUGGACAAGAUGAAGAUCGUGACAGGAGGCUGAGGAGAAGUGGUGAUAUAGAACGUUGGGAUGGCAGGGAAAGUCGUGAUCAGCAAGAUGGAAAUGAGCGCUCAAACAGAGACCAGGGAAGAUUCUCUGGCCGUCGGGAUACUCAGGGCAGAACAAGACAUGAUCAGCCAUGGCAUCGUGACGGAGAGACUCAAGAUACUGUAGAUGCAGAGGAAGAAAAGACGCCCAUUCGAAAUCGGGAAUGGCGUCGUGGUUUACAUGGUCAAGACCGCGACUGGGGCAGGUCUGUAAAACAAGAACAAGACCCUGAAUGGAUGGACUCUACCAGUCGUACUGACACGAAGGAGGCCCACACUCAAGAAGAUUUCCAACGAUGGAAAGAAAGAAUGAAAGCUGGGGCAGGGCAAACCCCCACUGAUGUGAAGAAAGAGAGUGGCCCAGAACCGCCCAAUGAGGAGGCCAAAAAGUCAGAGAUGAGACGCGAGGGUGAGAUUUUCAGUGACUUUGAACCGUCCUUCCGCGCAGAGACUGGUUUGGACAACUUCUUUGACUUCUGGGGAACAGCUAAAUCGGGCCAAGAUGCAGUUGUAGGUGAUAUUGAUGCUAGAAAGGAAACUGCGCCGAAACCAGCGAAGGCUUCGAGGUUUGCAGGUUUUUUUCAUACCCAAGCAGAGCCGAAAGAGGCGGAAAUCUCUCAAGUGAAUAUUCCCCGGCCUUCUUCAACCGACGCCGAUCAAGAAGGGUUUCAGCGGAUUCUCCAAAUGCUUGGCGGCAACAAAUCGCGGAAUGCAACUCCGCGGGUUGAAGAGCCCAGCCAACCUCAACCUCAGACUGUUUCUCUACUGCAAACAGCUCUUGAAAGGGGAUCGAACCCACCGAAGUCAGCGGCACAAGAAAAUUUUGAGCGACUUGAGUAUAUGAAUGCUCAAGAGCAGGUUCCAAGGGACAGAGUCCCACCAGGCCCAGACAACACCGCCCCGAUAAAGAUAUCCAAAGACAACAAUGCCCCACGUAAUGGCACCGACCUUCUAUUGCAGCUCAUGCAGCAGUCAAAAAUCGCUGCGCAAGUACCAGCUGGUCAAAACCACCAUCCUCUGCAACGCCCUGGUAGCCAGAAUUUGCCGGAAACGGUCGCCAGAAAUCAUGGAAUCCAGAGUCAUAAGGUGCCGGGGUAUGCGGAAGACCCUACUCUUUCAAAUUUCCGCCGACCAGAUGUCAACGAUCCGCGAAGCCAACUACGGCGGAGACCAACAGGAGGACCAGUAGGCUUUUUUGAAGAAAUGCACUCCUAUCCUGGAGCCUCAGGUGGCAGCCAUACAGUCGGUAACCCUCCAGAUAUUCGCCAAGGCCCACCACAGCAUUCUAUGGGAAUGCACCGUCCUCCUGGCUUGGACCAGAUGCUGCCCCCAGGUUGGCCGCACCAGCCUAUUCAGCAAGGCAAUUCGAUAAACCCCGUCAUGUUCCCUCCCGGCCUGCCCACACCGCAAGCGCGAAAUAUGAACCAGUCUUACGCCUCUGCCCCUCCAAUGCCAUUGCCGGCCGGAAUUCCAGCACCGGCUGACCGCCCACCUUUCCAGCGCGGCGUGAGUGCAAAUGCCUCUGCCGGAUUUGCUCCACCGCCCCCUGGAAUAUUACCACCCCCUGGCUACUUGCACAUGAAUGCUCCACCCCCUCCUCCGCCACCUGGCCCAGGUUUCCCUCCUCUGCAACAUUCAAAUGAAGCAAUGAUGGGCAUGUCUCAUGGACAUCCUGGUCACUACGGAUCAGGCCCUCACCAGGCGCCCCCUCAAUCUGCUAAGCAGCUACUUGACAUGUUUAUGCAUUUCACCGGCAACCCAGGAGAUGGACAAGUUGGGCCACGGAACAAUGCGGGAAUGAUGGGCCCGGCAGGUCAUUAUCGCUAA